This is a messenger RNA of Osmerus eperlanus (European smelt), 3957 nucleotides long. Its product is annotated as bromo adjacent homology domain-containing 1 protein. The record is from RefSeq and is a predicted model, not a curated record. NCBI's taxonomy places the organism in Eukaryota, Metazoa, Chordata, Actinopteri, Osmeriformes, Osmeridae. The coding region runs from base 763 to 3474 and encodes 903 amino acids. Gene Ontology annotation, cellular component: chromatin silencing complex. The transcript has 7 exons. Gene Ontology annotation, biological process: negative regulation of DNA-templated transcription; heterochromatin formation. Gene Ontology annotation, molecular function: transcription cis-regulatory region binding; chromatin binding.
AGCUCACGGCUAUCCUCGCUGUUCGUCGAUACCCCUUUAAAAGCCUCUCCAUGUUGUCUUCACAUGUGAUCGGACACUGAACUGGGAUGCUGCAGUUAUGUAAAAUGCACUGUAAAAGAAUGUGUUAGACGUAGUGCCGACAACAUUUCUGUGGUUUUUAGUAGUUUUGGAGAUUGACUUGGGACUGGUUUACUUUCCACCGGAGUGACGGAGCUUCAGCCGUGUUACGUACAGUUGUUUGCUACAGUGGCUGGUGCGCAACUGAAAACUGCUUGCUGUGGCAUAGCUCGCUAACUAACGGUUAAAACGACGUGUAUCAGUCAACACUUCCACCAUCCAAUCAACUGAACAGUACCAACUCACUGAGUGGAGAUAGAUCUGACAGUGAAGUGGAUGCGAACAGUUUGAGGAAGCAGUUUGUUUGAGCUGCUUGGAAAUAGUUAAUUCGUAUCUUAUUUGGUCUAUAUUUUAUGGGUUCAUAGAACUGUGAGUUGAGAGAAAGCAAUAGUAAUUCGGCGACAUUGACUUUCUGGGAAACCUGACGCGAGGCAAGCUGUGAGAGCAGCCAGAGCUGCCUAGCUUGCUAGCUUGACACAUUCUUACCUCAAGACACAUCGGACAAGUCUACCAAUUCAACGGAAUUUGCCUGCUAUGUGCACCUUUGGGAAAGGUGCCCUAGUACGGUCAUUCUAGCUGUGGCUAAGCUUGCCAAUUAAGCGAAGAGUGCCAGAGACCUACGCGGGCCCUGUGGGGAAGCAUGUGAUGACCCACGCCAGGCAGAAGGGUUCCCUCAGCCAGUGUCGUAGCACAGGGAAGUGGGACAACUGCCCCCAUUGGCCACAUGGUGAGAUCAUGGGCGGAGCCUGGCCUGAGCGCACGCUCCGAUUCGGCAGGACCAAGAAGAGAGGUGAGACCAAGCAAGGAAGAGGCGGGGCCAAGGAGAGAAGUGAGACCAAGCAAGGAAGAGGCGGGGCCAAGGAGAGAAGUGAGACCAAGCAAGGAAGAGGCGGGGCCAAGGAGAUGACUGACAGGAGGCAGACAGCUCCAGAGCAGAAGCGAAAGCCGGGAAAGAGGCGGGACAGGAAACGGGACAGGAAGUUGUAUCCACUGCGGGGCAGGGGAGGAGGCUCAGAGGGGGAAGGGCUUAGUUGUCAUGUGCUCCUUACCCGAUUGGAGGAAGACAUCCAGGAGAGCGCGGAAGAGAGGGAAGCCAACAGCGAAGUCAUGCCCUCACCUGGGAAACGCAAACCCAGCAAAGAGAAGGGCAAGGGCAAAGGCAAAGCCAGUGGACAAAGCCUGAAAAAGACAAAACCAAAAACCAAAUCCAAGUCAAGCCCCGAGCCCGGUCCCUUUGUCCCAGAGCCCCGCAAGCGUCGCCUGGCCUCUCUCAACGCCGAGGCGGUCAACAGUCUGCUACUGGAGAGACCCAGUGACCCCCAGCCAGCAGCGAAACAGGCCAGGAGACAACAGGACGAGCCCCCCAAGGCAGAGGGUUCCUUGGAUCCAGAUCCAGCCAGGAGUGGGGGGGCUGGAGCCCCUAAAGCUCAACGAGGUGGCAGCGCUAAGUCCUCCACUACGCACAAAGCUCAGCCGUGCCAAAGCUCCAAGCAAGCCAAGAGGGUCAAGGCAGACAAAGAGGAGGAGGGAGGAGGAGUCAGUCUGGAGAGCCUGCAUGCUCCCACCCCAAGACGCCUGGCUGGUCUCAACGCUGCAGCCCUGCUCAAGCUAACCAGCUCGUCCGCGAGCAGCAAGCAGAGAGUCAAGCCCACGCCAGCAGCAGACUGCAAGGCCUCAUCCGCGGCCGCCUCUCACAAGCAGCCGGCCAGGCUGAAGCUCAAACCCAAGGGCCGUCAACACAAGCACAGGGGCAGGACCUCCGCCCCUCGUCUCCAGGGCUGCGCAGCCUGCAAGAAGACUGGCUUCGAGCCCAAAGUGGAAUGGGAGUCCAGCGGCUGCACCCACCGUCUCACCAAACCGGGCUACCAGUCGCGCAGCAUGCUAGCCUACCCACUGAAGCCUGUGAAGGAGGAGCAGGUGGAGGCGGAGCUGAGCCCGUACUACUGCUGCCGGCCGGAGGGCUCCGUGGAGUACUGCCACCGCCUGGCGCUCUUUCUGGGCCAGCAGGCCUACGCAGACCCGGACGAGCCGCCUCUCAACCCCGCCAUGACUUCCGUGAAGCGCGAGUGCCUGGUGACGUCCCCUUCCCUGGCCCACCCCCACGCGGCCCUCACCCUCAGCCCCCACCCCUGCCUCUGCACGGCCGACCCCUGCUUCUCCAGCUACUACGUCCACAUCGCCCACCCGACACACACUGGAGCUCCGUCAGGAACCCUGGCCUCACGCCCUCUGAGCUUUUCCCCCUCCACACUGUGCCCCAACCGGGUGUCUGGCUCCAAGCUGCGGGGCCCUCCUGUGUCCCACGCCUCAGGUCUGGCCCACCCGGCCUUCUGUGGGUCUGUGGGCUCGCCGUGCUACAGCGAGGCCUGCAGGGUUAGCGGCUACGCGUACAGAGCCAUGCAGCCCGUCGCCAGCAGGGGGUGCUCUUUCAGCACGGGUUGUACCGGCUGCACUCACGGCAUCAAGACAGAAGGUUACUCCUCCCCCCAGGGCGAGCACAGCCCCUCCCUGCUGGUUCCCCCCUCCGUCCCCCUCUCCAGCUGCCCCCUCCCCAGCACCCCCUCCUCCACCCAGGCCAAACCCCGUCUCCUCACCCCCAUGUCGGACCGUGGCCAGCCCCCCGCCAGGCUAAAGCUGGCCAGGGAGUGUCCACAGAGCAGCAAGCCCCCCAACGGCUCCUUGUCCCUGGGCCGCACCCGGCUGUCCCAGAGGCAGCCGGCCCCCACGCCCAGCCCCAGCCUCAGCCCCGCCAAACAGAAGAGGGUGAGUCGCCGGCGAGCCACCAAUGGCUGGCUGCCCGUAGGAGUGCCCACAGAAAAGGAAGUCUUCAUUGCGGGAGAGGAUGAGACAGCCUUGCGUCAGUGUUAUGAAGGAGUGGAGAGAGACGGCGAAGUGAUACGCAUCAGAGACACUGUGCUGCUGCGCUCCGGUCCCAGAAAGAAGUCCCUGCCCUAUGUGGCCAAGAUAUCAGCGCUCUGGGAGGACCCCAAAACAGGAGAGCUGAUGAUGAGCCUGUUCUGGUACUAUCGACCUGAACACACACAGGGGGGCCGGGAUCCCAGCAUGCACUGUGAGAACGAGAUCUUCGCCUCCAGGCAUCAGGAUGAAAACAGCGUGGCCUGCAUCGAGGACCGCUGCUAUGUCCUCCCUCUAGCACAGUACUGUAGAUUUUGUGCCUUGGUGAAGUGUCGUUCUGAGGGCGCCGCGCCCGGCAGCGCCCGCGUGGUGCCCUGCCCCUCGGACUGCGCCCCCCCCGCCCACCGCCGUGUGCCCUCCGACAUCGACCCAGAGCUGGUGUACCUCUGCCGCCACGUCUACGACUUCCGCUACGGACGCAUUCUCAAGAACCUGCAGUGAGGGUGGUGCGAGAGGUCCCGAAACACGCACGCACACACACACAGCUCCGCUCCUAGCCGAUGAAGGAUCGACGACUUCUGGAGUGUCUUUUUAAUUGGGGAUCUAUUAAGUCUUGCGGGUGGAGUGGGGUAAACAUACCGAUUUUUGGAAAGGGACCCAUUUUGAAGUAUACGGGGGAAGGCUGAAGCAAUGAGAUGAGCUCUGGAAGUUUUGGAGGAGGAUACCAAGAGGAAUCCUUCUGAGCUGGGUCAACUGUCUCAGACAGAGGAGAGAGGAGGGGAACGGUGCAGUUUUCAUCCACUGACCCAGACGAGCCUGGAAUGGACGCCACCACAGAACUUAGUUACGGGUGGUGUUGUUUGGCACGUGUUCUGCAGACACGGGCCCGGGCUCAGUGUUCUGAGGCAUUGUCAGAGGAACCAGCGAGAGUAGCCGUGGUUACAGAGAGGACCCAUGCGAGUUCUCUUCGUUUGUUUUUCGUAA